Messenger RNA from Aureobasidium uvarum, 708 nucleotides. The record is from the annotation of a GenBank genome assembly. NCBI's taxonomy places the organism in Eukaryota, Fungi, Ascomycota, Dothideomycetes, Dothideales, Saccotheciaceae.
AUGGGCGGUCUCACUUAUGGCCUCUAUGGCGCAACCACUGCCCUGACUGUCAUCGGACUCUACAUGCUGUUCAAUGGAGAGGGCGAAGCUUUCAACGUACGCCUGCUUGCCUGCCUACAACCUCACACACGUCUAACACGCCUCCCAGNNGUUGGCGACUUCCUUCUCAGCAUCUCGCCCCACGCAUGGGCUAGCACAGGCAUCGCCCUCUGCAUCGGUCUCUCGGUCGUCGGCGCCGCAUGGGGCAUCUUCAUUACCGGCGCCUCCAUCCUCGGUGGUGGUGUCAAGGCCCCCAGAAUCAGAACAAAGAACUUGAUUUCCAUCAUCUUCUGCGAAGUCGUCGCCAUCUACGGUGUCAUCAUGUCCAUUGUCUUUUCGGCAAAGAUGGCCUCGGUCGGCCCUGACGCCGCGAGAUCUGGCAGCAACUACUACACUGGCUUUGCUUUGUUCUGGUCUGGUCUUUUGGUCGGCGCUUGUAACUUGGUCUGUGGUGUUUCUGUUGGCAUCAACGGCAGCAGUGCUGCGCUCGCCGAUGCUGCUGAUCCCAGCNUUGUACGUAGCCACGGCCCCUUCUUCUCAUUUCCCAAGACUGACUCGUCCCACAGGUUCGUCAAGAUUCUCGUCAUUGAGAUUUUCAGUUCCGUCCUUGGACUUUUCGGUCUCAUCAUCGGCCUUCUACUCUCUGGUCCUGCCGCCGACUUUGCCUAG